AUGAUUGGAAUUUUUUUUUACAUCAUUAAAAUGACCGAUGAAUUUGAUCGAUAUUAUAUUAAAAUUCGGAGAAUUCUGGAAAUAGAUGCAAAGACAAUUUGCGAAGAACUUACAACAACAUUGCGACCUGAUGCUCCAGCAUAUUCAACUGUUGCAAAAUGGGCAAAACGUUUUCGUGAAGGGAGAGAGGAUGUCAAUGAUGACUUUCGACCUGGUCGUCCGAUUUCCGUACUUACAGAUGAAAAUAUCGAACAAGUUCGACAAGUUAUCGAAGAUGAUCAGAAUUCAACCUAG
Didymodactylos carnosus is the source of this 294-nucleotide messenger RNA. The record is from the annotation of a GenBank genome assembly. Lineage: Eukaryota; Metazoa; Rotifera; Eurotatoria; Philodinida; Philodinidae.